Messenger RNA from Doryrhamphus excisus (bluestripe pipefish), 5317 nucleotides. NCBI's taxonomy places the organism in Eukaryota, Metazoa, Chordata, Actinopteri, Syngnathiformes, Syngnathidae. The record is from RefSeq and is a predicted model, not a curated record.
GAACGAGUUAACAAAGAAGAACCGCGAGUCCCGUUUCAGAUAAGAAAAAACUAUCGGGUUUUGAACGACUCGUUAAACUCGACCAUCACUACUUCCAAACAUUAAAAUGCAGUGUGUAGACUACUGCAAACUAGAACAACAACAAUACACAAUUGUUAAAUACAUAUGUCCAUUACAUAACUGUCAAACUAAACGAGCGUUGUUAUUUUUAAUGGAAGGCAGGGUGAAGUAUCGGGUGUCUUUAACAUAAUGCUUUAACAGCUGUCAGCCUGUCUCACCUGUCUCGGCGUCGUAAAACUCCUCCUCGCUGUUCAUCGUGAGUCGAGACAGCAGCAGUGUUACUUAGAAUUCAUGUUUAAGGUAACGGUCGUCCCUCCUGCCGUCACUCCUUCGGAACAUCACAGACAGCGAAACACACAACCUGAAAAACAUACAGACGGCUUGUUACAGCGAGCAGCUGAAGAAGAUAAUUGGCCAUGAUGAACAAGGAAAGAGACAAGUGCGUAGAAAGUGCACCCCGGAGCCAGAAAGCAUCCAAGGUGUCCUCCUCCCGGCAGGAAACCAUCCAAAAGAGGAAAAAAGAGGAAAACAGCCACAAUUGCAGUCAAACAAAGGGUAUAUCGACAGGUAUCCGUGGUGUUGCUAAAGAGGGGAAAACUCCUGCAAGACGUCCGGGAAGCCUGUCAACAAGUGCGGCGACAGAGUGCCCGAGGAGCCCUGCUGCUCAAAGAAAACUCUCGGAUGCCAGUAACGCCUCCGAGGACCUGAGCAAAGACUCCGGGUGCCUGUCGGGGAAACUCUCCUCCGACAGCAGCUCGGAAAUAUCCGAUUCCGAGGGCAACAAGCGCGACUCUCCCAUCAGCGACAAAGAAUUAAACUGGACAGACGGAAGAGCUUACAGGAGCCCGACUACUGACGGCAAAGACAGCGGGAAGGUGUGCGUCAGACCAGCGGGGACCACUUGCUGUCCACCCACGGAUACUCCUGGUCCUGGAGGGGCGAUGACUUUGUACAACUCUUCGGGGGCGUUUAUGCAUCUAAUGAUGGCAGAGACGACGGACGACCUGGUCAAAGAAGUAGACGAUUUGAGGUCAGAGAACGAAUAUCUGAGAGAUGAGGUGGAGGAGUUACGCUGUGAGAUGCUGGAAAUGCGUGACAUGUUCCAGGAGGAGGAGACCUGUCAGCUGCAGGACCUGCGACAGAAGCUGGACCAGGCCAACAAGACCUGCCGCAUCUUACAGUACCGCCUUCGUAAGGCCGAACGCCGAAGCAUACGAGUGGCCCAAACCGGGCAGGUUGACGGGGAACUGGUCAGGACCCUAGAGCAUGAUAUCAAGGUUGCAAAGAGUGUGUCCCUGCGACUGUACACCGAGCUGGAGGCGGUGCAGAAGAAAAACAGCCAGUUGGAGUGGGAGAACGAGAUGCUACGAGAGAGGACGCAGGAGCUGGAGGUGGCCAAGCACGUGUUGCAGGCUGAGUUGGAAAAAAGCUGUUUGAAGAAGAGAAGCAUCAGAUCAGCAGCAAAUAAAGCGGAGAGGAGGCUCUCUCAGCAGAUUGAGGACGACAAUGACCUCAAGUGCCAACUCCACUUUGCCAAAGAAGAAUUGGCUCUCAUGUGCAAGAAGCUCACCAAGUUGGUAUCGGAGAGCGAGGUCAUGCACGAGCAGCUGUCCAGGUACCAUUCCCUGUACGGUGACAUUGAUGCCGCCCAGUCACCCGAGGGCAAACAAAGGUCCUCCCAUGCCAGGGAAGCGGAGGUCAAAGUUCACUUGAAACUUGUGGAAGAGGAAGCCAUGCUCCUGAGUCGGCGCAUCGUAGAGCUGGAGGUGGAGAACCGUGGGCUGCGUGCAGAAAUGAACGACCUCAGAGAGAAAGAAGGAGGCGCGGACGAGGAGGGGAAUCGGAACGUUUCAGAGGAACAUCUGUCUCCGUCCACAUUGAGGAAGAACAGAAAACAAAGAUGUCAGAGACUGAAAAUUGCCGUGCGUGAAAUGGAAGAGGAUGAAAAGGCAGCUCAGAGUUUAGUGGAGAAAUCUUCACUCACUGAAGGGCAGAUUCCUUCUUGUCACGUCACAAGAGAAGGUCCCGUAGGUGGCGAGUGGGAUCCGUCAGAGAACGCAAGCAACCAAACAUCUGACAACAACCAGAAAGGAAUUACCGUAAAUGAUUUUACCGCUCUUGUAGCUCUCAGAGAUCACGCACUUGUGGUUAGUUCAACAAUCCAGUUCAUGGCAUCUCCAUCCAAACCUGGACAUUACUCAUCUUCUUCCGGUAUAUUUAACUCAAAUGGAAAAACACAGACGUUAUUCUUCCCAGGGUCUUUAAAUGAGGCGCUAGAACUACUCCAGGCCAUGCUGCAAGCUUUUAUCAUAAGGAUGGAGGUGCUUCUAACUGACCAAAAUUAUCCCCACAAGGAAAGUCGGGUCUGGGAUUGCAAUCAAGACAUGUUAAGUCAAGGUCUCCUAAAGUCGGAAAAAGAUCAGAAAUGUGUUCAUGAGAACGUGGAGACUGAGAGACCGGAAGAAAGGUCAUCUAAAUCUGACCUGGUCUACAACUGCAGGGAGCCGAAGAUGCAAUUGUCCUUGCAGAUUCUGUGGAUUCUCCACCAGUGGUGUCAAGAAGGGAACGAGGCUAAAGUCAAAACCUUAUCUAUGUUGCGGGUUUUGUUGCAAAGCCUUGGUGCUGAGCUCCAGGAGGAAACGCUUGACAGCAAGACCGCCAGUGUGGUCCACAACAAGGCAGCAGCUGAGUGUGCUGUCAGUGGUAUUGUCAACGAUGAAAGACCCUCGGAUGCUGACAGAAUGUCCAGUUCAAUCAGGGAUCGACUUAAGCGCCAGCUUUCUCCACAUUCAUACAAGAGGAAGGACUGGUGUUAUCUGAGCCAGCAGGCCGCCCAACUAGACCGGGAGGACCCUGUUAAGACGUGGGACCAUCUAAUCAUGCCGCUUAGCUUCCCUGAUCUUAACUUUGAGCGGAUGUCCAUGGAGAGGAGCCACACGGCUCCAGAGAAGUCAACCCUUCGUAUUUACUUCAGCCCCCCUUCGAAGCGAAGAGUCCAGAUGGCUCAGCUGAAGCAAAGCCCGGAAAGUGACAGAGAAUCUGUCGACACGCAGUCGCCCUGGUGCACGCCGCCGACCUCCUUUUCCACGCUGUGUGUCGGCUCUUCAGCGAACCUGAGUGACGACAUGAAAGAGAUGGCGGCAAGCUGGAGGCACAGCAGCUCAGAGGUGAACAGAGCAAGAGUAGUGGGUGAGGGUGGAGUAGAUGUGGCCUGCUCUGGUACACACACUCUCACGAGGCCGCAGAUGGUGAGUGUCGGCCUGCAGACCGAAGGACUGGGCCCCACCACUGUGGGGAACAGUCCCUCACGGGCGGUCAACUCCUCUUUGUUGUCUCCUCGCAGUCGUCAUAUCUCCACCUCACUGGACAGACUAACAAGCAAAACCGAAAGACCCAAAUUUUCUACCUCGUCCCCUAAAUUAUACCGAAGUCAGUCUUGUGCAUCGUCAGGGGUGCCAUCCUCCAAUUUGAGCCCGUCGCCUGCAUCUGCCUCACGGGAUCGAAUGUCAAAUGGAUUUCAUCAGAGACACUCUGGUCUUGUGUUGACCCGCCAAACAAGUCCCAGAGCCGCUGCAGGACAGAACCGCAGUGAGUCUCCAGGUCAGAACCUCAAGCCGCCCAACAAAUCUGCCGGGGGUCUGGUCACCGAGUUCCUCCGCAGGGUGAGCGGCCGGACGGACAAAACGGUACCUCCGUCGGGGCAGAAGAUGAAAAGCAACCUGGAGCGUGUUCCCGUGAGGACGUCAACGACCUCGCUAUCGAGGAGCGACAGCGUAACGAGGAUCGUCAACCACAGGUUCAUGAAGCAGAGGGAGGAGGUCAGCGGAGCACAGCGGGAGGAGAAAAGGAGCACUGGGAGUAACAGUGCAACACACAGCCUGAGCUCCAUCAUGGCAGAUGAUUACCAGGACUGCAGCUCCAGCAGCACCCUGACCUUCUGCUUUGCUCGUCCAUUUCGUUCUACGGCGAGACAAACGUCCAAUCAGAGCAAAGUCCUUCGAUACAGAUACCAGAAUGCAGCGAGCGCGGCUGCCGAAUCGAACUGUCAGUGAAGGACGCUCAGCCGCUGAUCUCGCCAAUAGAAAUGUCUUCACAGACAGGAUGUAGACUUUAUGUGUGUUUAGGUUCACUUUGUUUUAUUUUCUGUACGCCGCAAUUCAUCUUUGUCAUCGGUUUUCUACUUCCUGAAAGUUUAAGAACCCCUUGUUUUUUUCUGUAUUCAUUUGAGCAUCCAUAAAUUCAUGUCUUAAUACACCGUUUUAGUCUUUAGCUGCUACUCAGCUUCUUAAUCUUCUCUUUGACUUUUAAUAUCUGAUCACUUGGACACCGAGAAGCUGCUUUUCUUGGGUGGCUCCCACAAUGCAGCUGUGAAAAACCUGAUUGGUGAUUGAGUUUUUGCUUCUCAGUCUGCCAGACGUCCAGGCGACCUUUUGAUGCUUUAUUUAAAAAAAAUUCACAAUUUAAAAAAUCCAUAAUUUAUAUACACACACAACAUAUGUAAUGUACAUGAUUUGUCUAUUCUGGUAAACUAACUGUUCCUACCUCAAGCAGGUUACUGCUGACCUUAUAACAUACUAUGAAUUGAUCUAUUGUUUUGGUUGCUUUGUAUGCAUAUUUAUUAACAUUUACACAAAGUUUAGCAUUUAUAUGUGACUGUGACUUUUAUAUAGUCUUUUAGAGUGAAAUUUCUUCAACUGUCUUCACUGUACUUUGCGCAUUAUCAUCUUGUUGUGACACAUGUUAAAAAAGAAAAAGUAAGUGCUAAGUAGUUAACGAGAUAAGACAUGAGCUCAGCAUUACUGUAUAUCCCUUCCUCGGCAAGAUUUAAAAGUGUAUAUUUCACUAUCUCUCAGUUCAUUUGUUUCUCUGGGUGAAAUUAAUGAGCUGAAAUUAAUGGAAAGUCAGUGGUGAUGAUUAAUUACAUUCUAACUGUAGUCUACAUGUAUUAAAAAUGCCGUUAUUGAAAUAAAUGUUGCAUCGUGAAAAUACUUACAAUCAAAUAUCCAUCUUAGUACUUACGUCAUCAGACUGUGUUUGUGAACAUUCAUUCAUUCAUUGAUGAACGUGAAAUAUCCGCCAAACUGUUGCUCCAGCCAGAAACAGCGCCCUCUCGCCGGGAAAGGUGCAUUAAUUUCGGACACACUGUGCGUCCACACGGCGCCUUCACCGCAACCAAACAAUUCGCUAUUUAUUCAUUUAUCAUCAACUCCCAUACUCACUAUAUUAGAAAAGGGGAUUCGUUCAUAGUUUGAGCGUC